Molecule: messenger RNA, 1154 nt
Organism: Phragmites australis (common reed)
Lineage: Eukaryota; Viridiplantae; Streptophyta; Magnoliopsida; Poales; Poaceae
Product: choline-phosphate cytidylyltransferase 2-like
Exons: 7
Coding region: 14-994 (326 amino acids)
Biological process (GO): CDP-choline pathway
Molecular function (GO): choline-phosphate cytidylyltransferase activity; phosphatidylcholine binding
Source: RefSeq, a predicted model, not a curated record
UCGGGCGGUGCCGAUGAAGCCGGCGGAGGACGCGGCCGUCCCGGCGACGGCGGCAGCGCAGACGGUGUGGUACGACCCGAUGUCGUCGCCGCCGCAGCCGCCGCCGGCGGCGGGCGGGGCAGCCUCGCCGUUGGUGAGCUCUGACGCGCGGCCUGUCCGGGUGUACGCCGAUGGCAUCUACGAUCUCUUCCACUUCGGCCAUGCUCGCGCGCUCGAACAGGCCAAGAAAUCAUUCCACAACACCUACUUGCUCGUCGGUUGCUGCAGCGACGAGAUCACCCACCGGUACAAAGGCAAGACUGUCAUGACCGAAGCUGAGCGCUAUGAAUCGCUUCGCCAUUGCAAGUGGGUCGACGAGGUUAUACCAGAUGCUCCAUGGGUCAUCAAUCAGGAAUUCCUCGACAAGCACCACAUUGAUUAUGUCGCUCAUGAUGCGCUCCCGUAUGCUGACACGAGUGGAGCAUCCAAUGAUGUCUAUGAAUUUGUGAAGGCCAUUGGGAAGUUCAAGGAGACGAAGCGCACCGAGGGCAUCUCGACUUCGGACAUCAUCAUGAGGAUCUUGAAGGACUAUAACCAGUACAUCAUGCGGAACUUGAUCCGUGGGUACAGCCGCAAAGACCUCGGAGUGAGCUAUGUCAAGGAGAAGCAACUGAGAGUGAACAUGGGGAUAAGCAAGCUAAGGGAGAAGGUGAAAGAGCAUCAAGAGAAGGUGAUCAAGUCGCUUUACAACCGUUUUGAGACAGAUCUUCACAUGAUUUACAAAAUUCUGGUACCAACCGUGUUGCAUACGCAGUUUCACAGCGCGGCGAAGAUAGCUGGAAGCAACCCUGUGGAGUGGAUGGAGAACGCUGAUCGUUGGAUUGUCGGGUUCCUUGAAAAGUUUGAGGAAGGUUGCCACAUGAUGGAAACCGCGAUUAAAGAUCGGAUUCAGGAGGGGCUGAAGAGGCAAGGCAGGUCCGAGUCGAACCUGUCUGAAGAAGACUCGGACUCGUAGUGUCCUGUAGUAUCUACAUAAAACUUCAGAAAAGGAAAAAUUGGAGGUCAUAUUCCUACAGUUUGUGUAAUAGUAUGAGAUUAGCAUGUUAUUAUAGGAUAUCAAAGUGAUCAUGAUUUAGUCGUACCUAGAGAUUAUGUACUAUUAAGAAUUUUUUUUC